AUGGAGCAGGAGGAUGGUGCCGCGGGGGGCGACGGGCAAGGAUUCGAGCAUCCCCCACCUGGAUCUCAAAGCACCCUUCGAGUCCAUGCUCGCUAUCCAAAAGAGUACGGCCCCAUCUUCCAGAUGAUAUUUGCCGGCAAGCGCGAGAUAAGCGUCUGCACCAGGGAGCUGGCCCACGAAGUCUGCGACGAGACGCGCUGGCACAAGCUGGUCACGAGCGGCGUGUCGACGCUCCGGCAGGUGGUGCAAGAUGCUUUGUUUACGGCCCACCACGGCAACAGGCAAUGGGGCGUCACACACCGCAUCCUCAGGUCCAUCUUUGGGCCGCUCAGCAUCCGCGGCAUGUUUGGCGAGAUGAGGGACUGCGCCGAGCAGUUGUGUCUCAAGUGGGCGCGCCACGGCCCCGAGGAGCGAAUCGACCUGGCACAGGACUAUACGCGCCUGACGCUGGAUAAGAUAGCGCUGUGCAUGAUGGACUACCGGUUCAACAGCUUCUACCGCGAUGGCCAGCACCACCCGUUUGUCAAGCACAUGGUGGCCAUCCUCAGCGAGGCCGACAUCCAGUCCAUGCUCCCGGACUGGGCGGGCGUUUUCAGGCCCAGAGCCAUGCGCAAGUUCAAAAGGGACAUCCAGCUCAUGACGGACCUGUGCAGGGGCAUGGUGGAGGAGAGGAGGGCCCGUCCGGUGGCGAGGCACGACUUUCUCAACGCCAUGCUCAAGAACGCCGACCCGGAAACUGGCGAAAAGCUAGACGACGACGAGAUUGUGCGGAAUCUCAUCACAUUUCUCGUCGCUGGACACGAAACCACGUCGGGCAUGCUGUCUUUCGUGACGUACUACCUCCUCAAACGCCCCGAAGCCCUCGCCCGCGCCCAAGAGGAGGUGGACGACGUCGUCGGCACGGAGCAGAUCACAGUGUCCCACAUCCAGAAGCUCCCCUACCUGGACGCCGUCUUCCGCGAAGCUUUGCGCCUGAUGCCGACUACGGUAGCCUUUUACGUCACGCCGUACAAGCCAGAGUUGCUUGCAGGAAAAUACCUGGUCGAGCCCGGCGAGGCGGUCUGCUGUCUCCUGGAUCCCAUCCACCGCGACAAGGCCGUGUACGGCGACGACGCAGACGGGUGGAAGCCCGAGCGUAUGCUGCAGGAAAAGUUCGAAGCCCUGCCGGUAGAUGCCUGGAAGCCGUUUGGGAACGGACAGCGCAUCUGCCUGGGCAUGACUUUCACGUGGCAGGAGAGCAAGCUGGCCAUGGCCAUGUUGUUGCAGAACUUUGACUUGAGCAUGCAUGAUCCUGACUACAAGCUCAAGAUCAAGCAUCUGCUAACCAUCAAGCCCGACGGAUUCUACAUCAAGGCGAGGCUGGGACGCGGGCGGACGGCGACAGAUCUGCACAGGGAGCUGCGAGGGGAUGUGAGCCAAGAGGAUGUAAGCCCAGUGGCACCCAGCAUUGGCAGCAGGCAGAUCGCAACUCUCUACGGGCCAGACACGGGCACCUGCGAAGCCCUCGCCAACCGUCUGUCCUCGCACUUGUCCUCCAGGGGCUUCAACCCGACUGUGGCGACCAUGGACAGCGCCGAAAACCUGCCAUCGCUGUCCGUUUUCAUCCUGGGCACGUACCACGGCAAAGCAGCCGCCAACGCGAAAAGCGACCGGACCAAGACCUUUUAUCUCAUGCCACUGCUCCUCGACGGUCGGCUCGCCGCGUGCGGUGCCGGAAGGGUGCUGGAGAUGGGCAGGAUUAACAACGCCAAGGACGACGCAUUCGAGAUGUUGGACACGUGGACCGGCCAGCUCCUGGGCCGUCUGCAGCCCGACGCCGUAGCCACCAUGCCCACUGCAGCGUCGGUAACAGUGACCAAAACCCCUGGCCAGACACCCCAGCCACCCAGCCCUCCCCUAGGCUUUUCCACCGCCACUGUCACGCAAGCAAGGGCUCUUGUUGUCGAUCCAGCGACCAACCGCGUGGAGAAAGGCCACCUCGAGAUCCUGCUGCCCGAAAGCAUGGCUUAUAAAGCCGGUUGGCACGUUCAGAUCAUGCCGGUAAACGACGAGGUCAUGAUCCAGCUUGCUCUGUCCCGCUACGGGCUGGACAGCACCGAUAUUGUCACUGUCAGUUCGUCCGGCUUCAAGCUCGACAACGUGCCUGUCGAAAUCCCAACCGUCGCGUCCCAGAUUUUUACGGGACGGGACUUGCGUCGGGCCGUCGGUAACCCGGCUGUGCUGGACCAGCCUGUCAAAUACGCCGUCGACGACGCCACCCGAGCCCAGCUCGCUCAGAUCAAAUCAUCCAACCUCGAGGCCAUGCCGCAAAGCCUGCUCUCUAUUCUGGCAUCCAUCCCGCACUCCUCUCUCCCAUUGCCGCUCCCCAUAUUCUCGUCGUCUCCGACCCGCGGCGUGGGCUCAAACUACCUCGCCACCCUAUCUGCAUCGUCGUCGCUGUAUGUUUCGAUCCAAGAAGGCCAGCGAGACGCCUACCAGCGCUUUCGCCUGCCGUCCAACCCAGCCACGCCCGUCAUCAUGAUCGCCGCCGGCACUGGCAUCGCGCUAUUCCUCAGUUUCGUGCAACAGCGCUCUCUCUCGCCCGCGCCGGAGCCAAACAUGCUGCUCCUAUUCGGCUGCAAGACGCCCGCCGACGACCUCUACCGCGCCGAGCUGGACGCACUCUCCGGAGUCGUCACCGUGGACCGUGCCUACUCCCGCCAGGACGGGAAGUAUGCCACUGACCUGAUCGCGACGCGGAAGGACCUGAUCAGGAUGUGGGGUGAGGGCGCUGUCGUGUUUGUGUGCGGGGCCAAGAAACUGACCGAUGGUGUCAGAGAGGCACUUGCGCCUGUGCUGGGUGGUGACGAAGAGCGGUGGGAUGAAUAUGUCAGCUGGGGGAGAGGCCAAACAAGCUACAGCGGCGUACGUGGAGCUCAUACCAUCAAGCAGAUGUCGCACGAGCGCCGACACCAGUCCCAUGCCAAAAUGUGCUACAUCUACCAGGAUAUCCAGCAUUGCCGCUGCGUAAAGGCCAACGCCAAACGCUGCCCCCACGCAACCGAGCUCGACGAGGAGGAUGCGGACAUCGAGUUCAAUGUCAUCAGCCAUCUCCCUCGUAUAGGGUGGGUGGAAGUCCGCGGGACUGCGAGCAACGGCUGGUUUAGAAGGCACAAGAACUACCCGCCGACCUGCAGCGACUGGAUCAGCGAGCCCAUCGUCAAGUGGUGUGAAGCGUGCAAGAACGACUGGAACCUGCCCCGGGGCUUCUCGUGUCCCGACUGGGGCGGGAAUAUUGAGGAUCACCACCAUGUGGACAAAAUGUGCAAGCCGUGCAGAAAGACGCCGUCAUGCAAAGAGUCAGACCCAGAAUUUGAGGGGCAUGACGACAAGGGCUACAACGGCUACCUGAUGAGGAAGAAGGGCGGGGCGGUAGGGUGGGCUGAGGCCGAGGUGUAUAUAAGGAAGAAGGCGGACAGGAAAGAGGAGAGUUGUGUGAUUUUUUAACGAGCAGAUACACCAGAACUCCUCGUCUCCUCAAUGGCGCACACGUUAAAAACGCCAAAGACAG
Molecule: messenger RNA, 3550 nt
Organism: Gaeumannomyces tritici R3-111a-1
Lineage: Eukaryota; Fungi; Ascomycota; Sordariomycetes; Magnaporthales; Magnaporthaceae
Exons: 6
Coding region: 1-3486 (1161 amino acids)
Molecular function (GO): oxidoreductase activity, acting on paired donors, with incorporation or reduction of molecular oxygen; iron ion binding; heme binding
Source: RefSeq, a predicted model, not a curated record